AUGCUCAGGAUGGGAACCCGCUUCCCCCUCCUCCUGCUGCUGCUCGCCAGCGUCCCCGCCUCCCGCUCGCGGGGCUGCUGCGGGGGGAGCGGGGCGCCCCGGCCGGCGGGCGAGGCGCGGCCUGGGGGUGCCCCGAGGGAGCCGCCGCCGGAAGCGGGGCCCGGGGAACCCCGGAGCGGCUGCUGCGGCAGCCGGCGGCUGAAGAUCGGCCUCAUCUGCGCGCUGGGGGCGCUGGUGAUGGUGAGCAACGGGGCGGUGAUCGCGGUGAUCGCCUCGGCCGUGGCGGGCUGGAGCCGCAGCAGCCGCCUCACGCUGCUCUCGCUGGCGGCCGCCGACGCGGCGCUGGCGCUGCUGGUGGUGCCGCUCAACCUGUACGGCAGCCUGGCGCGCGGGGCCCCGCCCGAGCCCUACUGCCGGGCCGCGGCCUUCCUCAACUCCAGCGUCUUCGGCGCCUCGCUCUACUCGCUGGCCGGCGUCUCGCUCGAGCGCUACGUCGCCGUCUUCUUCCCGCUCCGCCACGCGCGCCUGCUGGGCCGGCGCCGCCUCGCGCUGCUGCUGGCGGCCGCCUGGCUGGGCCCCGCCCUGCUGCUGCUGCCCGUCGCCCUGCCCGGCCGCGCCGCCGUCCUGCGCGUGCGCUUCUCGGCCGCCGCGCUGCUCUGCGAGCCGGACUACGGCUCCAACGCCGCCUACGCCGGCCUGCUGGCCGCCGCCAUCUUCUGUCCCGCCGCGGCCACCGUCACCUUCGCCAACCUGCGCCUCUGGCAGGCGGCGCGCGCCCAGCGCCGGCGCGGCGACGGGGCGGGGCCGCCCGCCAAAGGGGCGGGGCUGAGGCGGCUCCGCCUGCUGCAGCUGGACGCCGCCUCCCGGGUCCUAGUGCCCGUCGUCGUCGCUUUCUACGUGUGCUGGGCGCCCUGCAUGGUCACCAUCCUGUACAACGCAAUCACGAAGGACCGAGUUCACGAGUGGCUGGAGUUUGUGGCCCUGUGGCUGCCUAGCGGCAGUGGCUUCCUCAACUGCUUUGUCUACUUCUGGACCAACAGGAACUUCAGGCACAAGUUCCAGAAGAUCGGGCACAAGCUCUGGGGGCCCUGCAGCCGAGCCAAGUGGGAGCAGGACGUGCACAGGAUGGUCACCAUCAGUGCAGCGGUGGAGAGGAGCAGCAGCCAGCCUGCUCUCCCCCCGGACCGCUCCUGCAGUGGGUCGUCCACCAGCACCUUACUGCCCAGAGAAGCACAAACUAGCCUAUAA
This is a messenger RNA of Emys orbicularis (European pond turtle), 1248 nucleotides long. Its product is annotated as D(4) dopamine receptor-like. Lineage: Eukaryota; Metazoa; Chordata; Testudines; Emydidae. Gene Ontology annotation, molecular function: G protein-coupled receptor activity. Bases 1 to 1248 code for a protein of 415 amino acids. The record is from RefSeq and is a predicted model, not a curated record. Gene Ontology annotation, biological process: G protein-coupled receptor signaling pathway. The transcript has 2 exons. Gene Ontology annotation, cellular component: membrane.